This is a messenger RNA of Diceros bicornis minor, 797 nucleotides long. RefSeq names its product ferritin light chain-like. The record is from RefSeq and is a predicted model, not a curated record. NCBI's taxonomy places the organism in Eukaryota, Metazoa, Chordata, Mammalia, Perissodactyla, Rhinocerotidae. Bases 33 to 782 code for a protein of 249 amino acids. The transcript has a single exon. Gene Ontology annotation, cellular component: cytoplasm. Gene Ontology annotation, biological process: iron ion transport; intracellular iron ion homeostasis. Gene Ontology annotation, molecular function: ferric iron binding; ferrous iron binding.
AAGACAUAUUGGAUAAAGGAUCGUUAUCCAAAAUGUAUAAAGAACUCUUAACAAACAACAAUAAGAAAACUAAGAAUCCGACAGUGCGCUCGGCGUCUCCUGGAUCUGUCUCUUGCUUCAACAGUGUUUGGACGGAACAGACCCAGGGACGCCCCCUUCUUCCAGCCUCCGACCACCCUCCGACCUCUUUUCCAGUCGCAGCCUUUGGCCCAGCUUCUCAGUCAUCUUCUACUUCCGGUGGGACCAACCAACACCAAUUUUUUGACCUCAGCUCCUUACUGCUGUCAACCCUGAGCUCCCAGAUUGGCCAGAAUUAUUCUACCGAAGUGGAGGCCACGGUCAACUGCCUGGUCAACAUGUAUCUGCAGGCCUCUUACACCUAUCUCUCUCUGGGCUUCUAUUUCAACUGCAACGAUGUGGCUCUGGAGGGCCUGUGCCACUUCUUCUGCAAGUUGGCGGAGGAGAAGUUCGAGGGCACCAAGAGUCUCUGGAAGAUGCAAAACCAGCGCGGUGGUGACACUCUCUCCCAGGACUUGCAGAAGCCAUCCCAGGAUGAGUGGGGCAAAACCCUGGAGGCCAUGGAAGCUGCCAUGGUCCUGGAGAAGAAUCUGAACCAGGCCCUUUUGGAUCUGCAUGCUCUGGGUUCCACCCACCCAGAUCCCCAUCUCUGUGACUUCCUGGAGAACCACUUCCUAGACAAGGAAGUGAAACCCAUCAAGAAGAUGGGCAACCACCUCACCAACAACCGCAGGCUCGCUGACCCCCAGGCUGGGCUGGGCUAGUAUCUCUUUGAAAGG